AUGCCUAGCAUAGCGACGUCCAUAUGGUACGCGUUCGUAGUAGCGUGGGGCGCGUCGCUCUACCAACUCUACCUCAAAGACCUUUUUGCGAUUACUUUCGGAGUUGGCCGUGUGAUGCAAAGCAUCGAUGAAUUUCCAGAGUUCAGCUGUCGUCGCCUCGUACAUCCGAGAUUGGAAGCGUGCGAGGAUAUCUGGCUGGAUGAUCAUGACAGGACUUUGUAUGCGGCUUGUGCAGGCACAGCGGAUAGGUUGGCUUGGAACCAAGCCAUGAAGGAUGUCAACGUAACUGGACGACGACCUGGCGGAUCUGAACUCAUCGCUUUAGACAUCGAUGAGCCUGGUGUUGACGGCUUUUACAACCUCCGUGGUAUCAAGCCGAUAGGCCACUACAGAGGAGCGACCGGAAAUUCGGAUCUUGAUCUUCUGGGAUUUGACGCUCAGAUCUUGGACGACAACACCAUUCGAUUCUAUCUAGUCAACCAACGACCACCAGUCGGAGCGUUCAACAACAUCAUCGAUGCCUCUAAGAGUGGCGCAAAUUCGACAAUCGAAAUCUUCGAAAUGAGAACAGGUCAAGAGCAGAUGCGACACGUACGCACCGUUUUGUCGAACGAGAUUUGGACACCAAACCGUGUUGCGGCGCUUGGUGACGGCUCGGGUGGAUUUCUUGUGACAAACGACCAUUCUGUCAAAAGGAGGAAGCUCGACUACGUGCUCGGUGGGGGCAAUGUUGCGUACUGUGAUGGAGCCGGCAACUGUCACUCAGCCUACGACGGAAGCGAGGACGAUGAUGUCGCCCAGCCAAUUGCCCACGACGAGCCAAAAUACAAGGCUUAUUUGAAUCAAGCACUCAGCUACCUUCCGAAGUCGAAGCUCAAAUUCCCUAACGGACUAGCUCGCGGCCGAGACGGUCUCUUCUACGUACCCAGCGCUAUAGACGGCCAAAUCCGCGUGCUGGCACUGCAACCCGACAAGACACUUCGCCUCGUCGAUACCAUUCACGUCGGCAUGCCCCUCGACAACAUCUCACCCGACGCCAACGGUGACAUCUACGCUGCGGGUUUCCCGAACCUUAUCCAGUCUGGCAAAGGCUUCGAUGACCCUUACAACCAGACGUCGCCCGUGACUAUCUGGCGCAUCAGGAAGACGGUUGACGUAGGCAGAUCUGGAGUAAGAAGUGUAGAUUACAGGGUUGAGAAGGUCAUCGAGGAUAGGGAUAGCAAGGUUUUGAGUGGCAGUACUACGGUUAGGCACGAUGCUAAGACCGGAAGACUGUUCAUCAGUGCUGCUGUGCAUCCAUUCCUCGUAGUUUGCGAACCGACUAAAUGA
Messenger RNA from Alternaria atra, 1329 nucleotides. RefSeq lists its product as uncharacterized. The transcript has 4 exons. Lineage: Eukaryota; Fungi; Ascomycota; Dothideomycetes; Pleosporales; Pleosporaceae. The coding region runs from base 1 to 1329 and encodes 442 amino acids. The record is from RefSeq and is a predicted model, not a curated record.